UGGCGUUCCUCUUUCUCGCGACUCACCGUCUGGAUCCGGUUCACUUCCCUGCCGGCGUCGCCUGUUUCCGCCUUGAGGUGGUUCCGAGGAAGUUCGUUGACGUUCACCCGAUGUAGUAGCGUCAUCCGAUAAUCCGCUACCCUCGCGAGCAGAUGGUCUGCGCCGCCUUGGCGUUCCUAGUGAUUGGCUUCUUUCCCCGGGUCUUACUUGAGGGCUCGUCCGACUGGUGGCGUGUGCUGUUGUGGAUGGGUUUCUCGGGGACAACAAUCCUCCUUCCUCCUCUGGGCCGCUUCCCAUGUCAAAGCCCGGGUCGAUGCCAACUCCCGUCACCCUUCGUGGGGCCACGACAGUCGGGGUCACUGUGUUUCUGCUAGUUUCGCCUCCUUGGUGGGGUGGGACAUGGUGUUCAUCCCAGUCGUCGUGGCGCCGGGCCACCCCCGCUACCCGCGGGAAUGGCGGCAGAGGUUGGCCGGGGUUGCGUAGGGCGUUCUGUACUGCUACGGUGUAUAAUGUGAGAUGCGAUUCGCACUCCUGGUCCAGGUGCACCAGGUAUUCCUGUACGUGUGGCGCAAUGUAGAUUCUGCCCCGGGGGAGCCGCAAUAGCACCUGAUACGGCCGUAUUCCAUGGGCGUAAAAUGUAGAGCGGUAUCUCUGGACCAACCGGUCCCACCCGUUGUCCUCGUUGCGGCCCCGAGGGAAGUAUAUGUAAACGCUUCAAGUAUAUGGUGUUAUUAUUGUACAGACAGCACUUCAGACAGCAGUACGCUGUAGUCGACAAACAUUCAUGUUGGUGAAAUGCGGGACAAGGGGUGAUGCUGCUGCUGUAGUCGAUUUGUAGUGUGUGGGCGUGGAGUUCAGUUGUGAGCACGCAAACGGGCUGCAGGGAUUGUAGGUGUACCUCCUCGGACUUGUGUAUUCUUUUCUUGCUAAGAGUGUGUGUGUCGUUUAGAUCUUCUGAUGGCUCUAGCUUUUUUGUGACCACGGACCGAGUCUUUGCUAGGUUUUGGGAUUAGCAACUGACACG
This is a messenger RNA of Ectocarpus sp. CCAP 1310/34, 1024 nucleotides long. The record is from the annotation of a GenBank genome assembly. Lineage: Eukaryota; Phaeophyceae; Ectocarpales; Ectocarpaceae.